This is a messenger RNA of Caenorhabditis auriculariae, 13862 nucleotides long. The record is from the annotation of a GenBank genome assembly. NCBI's taxonomy places the organism in Eukaryota, Metazoa, Nematoda, Chromadorea, Rhabditida, Rhabditidae.
AUGAAGUUCACGCCGAUCCGUGUUUCUAGGUUGCUUGUAACGCCCCUUUACACCGAGAUCGAACCGUUGCUGUUCCGACGAAGCAGUCUUAUUGUUGGCGACGUAAGUUUCGAGCGCGUUCCAUUCACUUUCGUUUGUAUGGAGCUUUCCUUGUUGAGCGCGACCAUUGGAACAGAGUUCCACAGAAACUGGCAGCGAAAAGGCAAGAGCGUGCGUGGAGGCGGAAAGAAGGCAAGGAGUAUAAGGCCCGCCGAACGACCAAACAUCGGCUUGUUCAGUGGUUGGCGGCCUUCCUUCUCCCGGCGCUCUUGCGAUUCCGCCACGCCACGUGCUCUUUCGAUGCGUCCAGCAUGCACCCGCUUCUAUCAAUGUUUCUUUUAGUUAUGUUUUUAUUGUGCCAAUUUUAUAAGGCUUCGUCUUUUUUCCGCUUUUUUUACUUGAAAUUCUCAACUUUUCAACGUCACUUUUUUCAAGUCUCUUCAUUGUUCUACUUUAAACUUUUUUUAUUUUUUGAGUUCUUCUCAUGGGCAAAAAUCCAACGCUUUCUUGAAGACUUCGAUAAUACAUACUUUAUGCUUUUUUAAAAUUUAGUCUAUACUUUGGUGAGAAAAUUCGAAUUCUUCCAAAGAGAACAGAAGAAAAAUUUAGUUCAUAAAGAUUUGUUGAUGUAAAUACAUUUAGAGUGAUUUAAUUCUUCCUUCUAAUAUUUUUUUAUUUGGUUGUAACUUUAAAAAAAUAGUCAACUCUCACGCAUUUUAAGCUUUCACAUGAAGAAAAAAAUUGUUUUCAAGAAAAAUUAGAAAUUCAUAUUGUGUAUAUUUCCACAAAAAUGUUCCGAAAUUUUUUUACCCUUUUUUUCACGACUUUCUACUUGGUUAUCUCAUUUAUUUUUUUGUUUCAUACUCGCUUUCAAAAAAAUUUAAUCUUAUAAAUCGAAGUAACGGAUGCUCUUAUCGCCAACUUCAACGAUCUUUCUGCAACCAGGUCGAUAGUGAUAAGAAAACAACAAAGUUCGAACUGGGUUGGGGCUGAUCAAAGAACUUUUUGUCUGGUUUUCUUUUUCUGUCAAGCUAUCGCGUCGUUGUUUGCAAAACGACCGCUCUAUUUAUUAGCUUUUUUUCUGAUUGUGAUGACGUUUUUUGAAACGAUUUCAGGUUAGUAGUCUUGCUCCGUUUUUUUCCGCCACAAGCCUUUAUUAUUAUUAUUUUUUUUUUUUGAAACAGUCAACCUAAAUUUAAAAAGAUCACUAUAUCUAACCUUUGUCCACAGUAGCUUGAGAAUCCAAUUAUAUUUUUCUGAGAUACAGUUUUUGGUAAAGAGAAACAUCUGUUAAGUUGAUUAUAAUCGCAGAAUUUCCUCCAUAAAUAGCGCGCGAAAAAAUUUAGGAAGUAGGAAAGAGAAAAAUGGCUUUUGGUCCCUGGGCACUGGUUCCUUCGCGCUUUUUCGCGAAAACAAGCCAAGAUUCUGGUAUAUACGCUGCUGGACAGCUCUUGCAGACUAAAGUUCAUUGCAUUUCGAGAUGGGGAAAGCGUCCGCGUUUUCCAAAUUCGCGUCCCGAUGUUGCGGCUACGCCAGGUUGCUUUCAUAGAAACCCGAGUACUCCAACGUUUGCAGUUUUCUUUUUGCCGGCCAGUUCUAAUUUCUGAUUGAAGCAGAAGAUUUGUUAAAACUAGAUUUCGAAGGAUGAAACGCUUCCGUUGUUAUUUUGCUCAUUUUAAAUUAUGACAAUAAAUGUUUAAAUGAGAAGAACCUUUUUGAAUUCAAAAAUGACGUUUAUUGACCUUUGUUUUUUUUUAUCUAGUCUUCUAGGUCGCGUCAUUCGCGCGUGCUAAUUUUCUUUGCCGUGUAAAAUGUUCUCAUCAGCUUUUUUCUGGAAGUUUGAGUCCUUCUGAAUUCAAAAAUUAUCCAUUUUCGUGAAAUUUUUUCUGUUCUCUCUGAAAAUUUUUCUGCAAAAACGUAAUAUUGAAAAUUCAUCUUUCUGUUUUUUUCUUCUCACUUUACAAAGGGCUCUUUUUUUCGAUUCUCUCUAACUGUUACCUUCAAAAAAUCAAAAGAUAAAUGGCCUCUUCUUUUUUGAGAUUUAUCAAACGGAUCAGAUUGAGGGGUAAAAAUAUAUUUUCUACGGUUCGACACAAUCAAAUUCUUCUCGCCAAGAAUCAAAGUGAUCUCUUCGACAUUCAUGACGCACAUAGUCUCAAUUUGAAGUGACACUCCUCUAGAUUUGUCCCCGAAAAAAUCUCUUCUUUCUGUGCUUCUUCUGUGAGAAAAAAAAAAUCUAAACUUAUUGAGUUCUGUUAAACUUUUUAACCCUUUUGGUUUUAUUAAAAGCCACAUUUUUGUAUUUUUGUGCUCGUUCAUUUUUUUUUUCAGCUUCAUUUUUCUGGCGACGAGAUGAGUACAUUUCCCCUUUUUUUGUUGAUAAAUGUUCUCUGAUUUAUGAGUUCUUCGCGCGUCAUUUAUUUUCUCGUUUGUUUGAAGACCGUAGUAAAAUAAUACAAAAUUUGCAGAGCUCUCGAAAUCGAAUGGAAUUUGUUCGAAACAGUCAACUCAACUAACCGCAAUUAUAAGGUGAGCUUUUUGUUUGGGUUUUUUUCAAUUUUUUUAUUUUUUUGAAAUAUUUUUUUUACACUUUCCCCUCAAUAAUUCCAUGUUAAAAAGGAUAAAUAAUUGUUCUAAAUUCAAUAAAAAAAUUUUUCAAACAUUCCUAUAGUCUCUGAAGGAUCUUUUUAGAGAGCAUAUGUUAUAUGUUCGUUUUUACAAAUAUGCUAGUUUGUCACAUGCUUUUGAAUUCACUUAUACUACGAAAAUCACUGAUAAGUUAAUUUUACCACGGUUGCAUGCGUAAAAUGACAUAUGUCUACUAUUUCCCACACAUUAUUAUUUUUUAUUAUGUUGGGAAACUUGUUUCUGACUUUUUUCUGCUUCCUAGGUUUGGGCUUUUUAAAAUUGCUAAUUUUUCUGUAAAUACUUAACUUUUUUUGAUUUUUCGGAACUGAAAGGUUGCAUUUAAUUAAUUUUUCCCGUGACGACCCUUGGUUAUUGAUUUCGAUCUUUGAUUCAUUAAUAGUUUGUUUACCACCGCUCUCAAGUUUUUUUUUCCAACAUUUUCCAUUUGACAUUAGAGUAUUGCUUUGAGAAAUUAGCGGAGGAAAGCUGUGGACAGAAAAUGAUCUCUCGUAGGCGUUUUAUUUCAGAUAAAACGAUCAUUUCUGAUAUUAUUGCUUUCUUGGAAAGAAUGCAAAAAAUUCACGGCUUUGGUGUAUAUCUGAGCACUUCAAUUGUAAAUAUGGUCAGUUCGAGCAAAAUUGUCUAAUUUUUGCUGUUCUAAUAAGGACUACCUUGAUCUAAUUUGAUGUUUAUCACUUCUAUCAAUUGGUGUAUGGCGCCUGUUACUAGAACAGUUUGCAAAGAAAAAUGAUUUUUCAAAACAAAAAAAAAGUUUUUAACUUUUUUCAAAGUGAAUUUCCAUGAAAGAGAAAAAAUUUUAUCGCUCCGUAGCUACAGCCUUAGGUUUGAAUGAUACCGACAAUUUUCUCGCGCGUACUUUAAAAAUCGAAAUAUUUUCAAUCUGUUUUGAAGUGUUGCCGUUCUUUUUCCGGUGUUCGAAUGUUUUCUGGUGCUGUGUCUGUUUGAACUCGAAACCGCCGUACACACGCCAAGUGCACCUAUACUUGCUUGUUUUUUUCCUGUCUUUGUUCUAGAAUCAUUCAAAAAUCUUUCCAGGCGCCUUUGAAGACACUUCGAUGAUAUUCCGUAUAUAUUCGCUUAUUAGUGUUUGAUUGGCGUCACCUCAGGCUUUUUUCCGCCUGCAAGACUUCAAUUAGUUGGCUCGUGACUUUUUUAUCCUGAUCUUUGCAGUCAACCAAAUUUCUUUCUUUUUUCUUUGCAGUAGUGAUUUGAUUUGCAGAUAUUUUCCACUCUUAGUAAUUUUGGUCACUUUUUCUAAACUUUUCUUUCUUGAGAUCAGUAUUUUUGAUCGAAAAGUGACGAUAAAACAAUGAAAGCGGUCAGCGUCUUUUUUGUUUUGCCAUUAGUCGUUCAAGGCAUCUGCAAUCGAUUUAAUAUUGCGGGUAAUCGAUUUUCGAAACUUUUACUUUCUCAAUGGAAUCUUUUUUUUCAUUCUUUUUUUGGUUUAUUAAAAUAUUUUGAACUCUGUUCGAUUGCAACGCAAUAUUUCUACAAUUUUUGAGUCGUUCGAAAUCUUCCUCUCUAAUUUGUUCUUAGAAAUUGAACUGCGUUGCUUUUUCCUCGAAUAGAAAGUUUUUUAAAGAUGAUCAGACGUUCAAGGUGGAAUGAUCAAAAACUUUGAAGUUUUUUCUGGGCGGAUCUUUCUCGGAAUGUGUUGAGUGGAUGCUUUUUGGUGCAUCAAAUAAGGAAAAUUCAUCACUUCCUUCGAAUUAGCUUCCAGAAAACAUUGUUUAGUGCAGUUACUAAGAAUUUUAACGUUAGUCAGCGCUUUUUUUAAAUCUUUAAUUGUUAAUUCCUCUUAAGAUCCUAUUGAAGUUUCUCUAGAAUCGCUUUUUUUCUAUAACGUCUACAUUGUAUCAAAAAGGAAAGCGCUAUAGAUGGAAAAAAAAUGUCAAGUAAGAAUUUAAAAGUUACAUUGUUACCUUUUUGAAGUUUUCUAUAAUUCUUCGAAAAGGAGAUAUAUGGUCUUACGGUUUCCGAACUUUCUCUGAAAAACCUAUCCAUGGAAUGGCAUAGAACAAAAAAGUACACGCUUUGAAGAAAUUGUUGGAACGAAUUAGAGUAGUCAAUCUUUAUUUUUAAACGACUUGAGCCACAAAUUUCUUAAACUUUCAAAAAAAAAAAAAUGUCGAGUAAAGUUGUACAAGUUUGCCUUAUUUGGAGGAAGUAAUAACUUGUUUGUAGUUUAGUUUCCUCUGGUCUCUUUGAUCAUUCGCGAGAGCUUAUUUGACUCCAAUUGACGAAGUGAAGAACUGAAGGCGACCGCAAAAUAACAACAACAACUAAAGGGGAAGGCGGUCUUUGAUCACCCAAAAUAGCCCGACUUCUCCGCCUCGCUGGAAAAAGAAGCGAUUCGUGUAUUUCCCGUCUCUCAUUUUGUUUUGCCCUGCCAUUUUCAUCGAGAAAUCGUUCGGUUCAGAGUUUUUUGCGUUUCACAUGUAAAAAAGAACUUUUGUUAAAACGAAAUGUGCUUUUUCAACAGCCGCCAUUUCUUCAACUCUUUUUCCUCUCGUUAUCAAUCUUUCCCUCGGUUUGCUCGCGAAUUCGUCAAGACCGGCUGGCCUUUGAACAACUCUGGAGUGCAUUUGUUUGGGUUCAAAAUUUUCUUUCCCGAAGUUUUUUUCUUUUUUUAUUAUGUUAGUUUUUUUUUGUGGUCUUUCGUGGGAAUGAUUUCGACUUGAGGUUUUUGCUUGAUGUGAUUCAGAAAAAUGCUCGUUUCCAGGCCAUUUUUGAUCUUCCAUUUCUCGAAACAUCAUAACUUUGCUUCUUGAACACAUGGAAAUGUCGCUGUCUGCUUGACUCCGCCCCUUUUCGUUUUGUUCUUCUCCAACCGAGUAUUUAACCUUAGGUUUCCAAUAAAUUUUGUUACUUAAUGAUUCAUUGCCUCUUUAUUGUCUGUUAGAUCUUAUUUAUUGUUCAAGUUAGAAAUAGGGUAUAGUUUCCAUCUAUAGUCAAGAACAUGAGAACAUAGAAGAUAAUGGGAAUAAAAUGAGAUAUCAAAUUCGAACCAAAAAUGUCAUGUACUGUCCGCGUUUGUUUUUCAUAUACUGUCACUUUUUCUGCUUUCUGUUUCCUUCUUUUUGUUUUCAAUGACUGCUAACGUUGAAAAGACUUUUUUCUUUAUAACUUUCCUGAAAAGUCCGUUGAUCAAAAAUCCGCUCCUUUUUUUUCUACAACUUACUGUAGUCACUCCAAAUUUUUUUCCAAAUCCGCAUUUGCGUAUUGGAAUUUAUUCAAAACCGCUUUUUGGUGUCCUGCGGUUUGACCAUUGAGAAAUCUUUUUUUUUCCUGCGUCAUUGCUCUCUUUUACGGAUUGUAAGUGUUGUCUUCAAUGAGAUAAUUCCCCAUGCGAGGCUUUGCUCAACUGACAACCAACGAGAAUAAUAUUUUCGUUUCUGGAAAGCAAAGAUGAGAAGAUGAAGAAAAACACUAGCUUCCGUCCGAAACAUCCAACUUCCCUGCCAGACUAUCAAAUGAAAGAUCGAGCUUUUCCCUCGUAUUUCCUUGUUCGCCGACCUUUACUUUGCACGUUCAGUUGAAAAAAAAAGUAAAGAGUACGGCAAAAUAUUAAGGUCGCUUGGUUUUUGGUGCGUUAUAUGUUUGUUUCGAAACUCGUUCGUGCAUUCAAUUUAAUAAGUUUUUUUCUCCUCAGGAAACCUUCAAAAAGGGAUUAAUAUGGAUUCAGCUGGGAACGUUACUUUUAAAGAGUUCAUCCACAUUUUUGUCCAUAUGCAACGUGGGAAAGCUUUUAAACUGAGUUUAGGAUAUACCUUUGGAGGGAAAUUUUGUGGCUUUUGAAGUUUCAUAACAGAUGAUUUUCCUCUAUGGCCAUAAAAAAGAAAUGGUUUCAAGAAUGAAAAUAUCAGUAACUUAUUGAUUAUUAGGAUCUUGUCUUUGAGACUUUCAAUACGAAUUCCGAUCAAAAAAAUUUGGAAGGAUGUUUGGAAAGAAAAAAUCAUUGCCAAGGUUAUUAUCCUUCAUAUUUUGCCACCUGCCCACCUUCAAAUGUUUGUUAAUGCACUAGGUAGAUCGAAAAUGUGAAAAAAGGUCUGAAGAAACAUCAUAGAUCAUAACUUACUGAGCAGAGAUGAUCAAAAACUAGAAAAAAAGGUUUCUCUUUCUCUCGACACGUUGGUUUUUCCAGUUCUGCAGUCAUGGCAAUUUUUUUCAAUUUUCGAAAUAUUCUUUUUUUUUGAUUACCUAAAAUAGCUUUUUGUCAUUCUGUCGAAGUUUAAAAAAGAAGUAACCAGCUUCUUCCAAAGGUAUUAUUUCCUUCAAACUUAAUAAAGAGAUUCUUAUGCGUACUUCUAGAGUUUGAAACAUUGAAGCGUCUGUAAAAUAAGAAGUUUCGCAGUUUUUGUCUUUAAGAACCUUCUACAGCACGUCUAAAGUGCUUGGGUCAAGUCUCGAAACUCUAACACUAUGUGAUUAUGACUUCCUUUUAAAAGACUCUGUAACGUUCAGAAUGAUUGAUGAUGAAUGUUUGAUUUUGCAAAUGAAGAAGAACAACAGAAAGAGAGAACAAAGAUUGAGAAGACGUCGUGUUAUCGAUCAGCAGAUGACCGAAUUGAAUCGUUCUGGCGAGAUGACAUCACGGCGGCGCGUGGCGGUUGUUGCAAAAUACUCGAAGACGAUCGGCGAUCACGAAGGAACGCGCGAACGUGGGAGAGUCGCGACGGCACGGCGAAAACGAGCGAGAGACUCGCGGCGGCGAAAAAGCUUCAAAGCUCAAUGAGCAUGCGGAUUUUUGCACGCAGGCCCUCCGGGCACAAACACCCUUCAUACCAACCUCAUCUACUCCAAUAUUUUACUUUUUUACUUUUUUUUUUCUUGUCCAAAGCAAACGUCUUUUCCUUUGUAUUUUUUUUCUUUCAAGUGUUACGGCAGGUGGAAGGUACCUCGCUAUCAGAACUUUUCAAUCUUUGAACCCUUACCGUGGUUCUUUUGUUUACAAUCUUUUUCUUUUCCGAAAUUUUCAGAAAAGAACAUCUCAUGAGAAAGAUUAGAAACUAUCUAGUUAGUAAUUCUUGGUAUCACUUGCAAAUGUUUUUUUCCAUUCUUGUAAUCAUUUGAUCGUGUCGCUCAAGGUUGUUUUCUUCUUUUUCCCAGAAAUUUGAGCUUGUUUCUCUUGUUUUUCGAUAGAAUCGAAAAUAUUUCUAUUUACACUUUUUUUUUUCAUUCCAAUGAGUGUGAAUGAAUCGCGUACAAUUUGUUCUCUGCAAUAGUGUCUCACGAAUUUUUCGAAUCUUCUUGCUAACUUUAUUUGAGCAAACUACAUAUUGAAUCUGCGUCAUCAAUUUUGCAUUCACUUGGAAAUCUCAAAAAUAUAAAAAUUAGCUGCUUAUCAAAAAUCACGACCUUAUCAAGAUUGUUAUUGAGAAGCGCUUACCGUAUAUCUCUAAAGGUUGGGAGUCUAUGAAUCAUUGGCUUAAUUAAUUUUUUCCCAAAUUAGCGUGGUUGCUCUUAUUUUUGAAUAUACGGGUUACUGUAGUGUGGUUUCUGCACGCUUCUCAGUUUUGCAGCUUUUUUUAAUGAAAAAGUUUUCCUUUGCAUGAGGCAUGAUUGGAGAGAACAUUUGUAGUGAAAGGAACUUGAACUAGAAAAAUAAACUAAAGAGAAACCUUAUAGAAAGAUUUUUGACUUGAUGUGGAUGUUUUUUUUGUUGUUUUUUGAAUUAACAAUUUUUCUUUGUGUGGUUUCUGCAUACAUUCGAGAUAUGGAGGUUUUCUAUUUAAAUGACUUGUGGCGAAAGUUAUAACUAGGAAGAUUAUUUUACUUUGCGGUUUUUAAUUUUCUGAAAAUUUGCUAAAAUACUUUUGAGAAGAGUACUUGGUUUCUCUUUUGUCGUUGCUCAAAACUGUCUUUUUGGGAUAUUAUUGUUAAAAUUUGCAAAAUAUUAGUCACAAGCUCAAUUUUGUGUUAAGUUCAAACUUACACAAUUCUUUUUUUUUUCUUUCAUGAACUGUAAGCUAAAAAGCUACUAGCAGGGAUCAUCUAGACCCAGAGAAUAUCCGGAGAGAUUCUCAGGAAAUUCCAAAGCUUCCUUGUAGGAAUUUGCACAUGAGCUUUGAACGGUUUCAACAACCUUUCUUUGCAACCUGGGGAUAUCAGCAGAUGCUCGGUAAUUCUUGGACGGCUAACCUAUUUUUGAGGCCGCUCGCCGAUCUGCGGUGUCUUCGGAGGCCUCCUAAUAUGGGUCUUCAGGCAGCGCCUACGCGUUUGGCCGCUUAAUCACGGCCUGCAGCCUGCCAUAAUCACUGUGAUUAGUGUUAGGCGGUUGUUUAGGCGGCUCCCGGCAACCCCUUAAAUACGGUGCCGUUCUGCUGAAACGUUCAGUCUGCUCCGGCGGCUUCGCUCUGACCUCUUCUUUUUUUUUUCAAAAGCGAACGCCAGCUUCGAAGUUUUUCGUCUAUUCUAUUAGUUCAUCUUGUAAAUGAAACUUAACAAGAUUCACUUUGUAUCUGUUAGAACCCUGUUUGGCAAUUUUCAGAAGUUCGGUGAAAUUAGAACAGAAACCCUAUUUGCUUCUAGUUUGGCCUCAAAAAGCUCAUUCACGAGUUGAAACACUUUUUGGGCAGCUAUGGCAACAUCUGAGUGAAAAAGAAGAAUAAAUUUCAAUUUUAAUGUAAUCGCUGUCUGCACUCGGGUGGGGUUGGCUUCUUCCGUAUUUUUUUCUCUUCCUCGAUUAUCAAAAAUUUUGUAAAAAAAUAUGAAAUCUUAUAUUUUUUUAUUUUUUUGUAGCUCCAAGCCUUUUUAUAAGACAAAAGUGAACUGCGAACAAGGAUUUUUUUUGGAGAUGAAUAAUAGGUUUUAGGUUUUAGGUUUAUAAUAGGUUUUAACGAAAUUUUUUUUUCUAUUACAAUUUUAAAAAAAUAGAGUUCCACCUCGUUAAUAAAAUGUUGUCUUUUUAUUAAAUAGACACUUGACCACGAAGUUUAUCUUGAGAGUCACAGCAUCUGCCAUCUCUUACCGUAUUCUCCGCCUCUUUCAUUGAUCAGUAGCCUCACUCUAUUUUUAUUCGUCUUACUUUAUGGUUUACAAACGAUCCCAUUGUCGCAGCCUCACGACGAUCGUGAUUGCAGAGAGACCGCUGAGAGUGACGGCGACGCCGAGGGUCUUGUCGCGAAUCGUCGUCGGCUGACAGCGAUGAGCUGCAACCUGUGGUCGCUGAAGAGCGCGCGACUUCGCGUUGCCUGCUCCAUCGCGCUCGCCCUCACCAUCGAAGGUCUCAUGCGUUCCAACCUCAACAUGGUUCGUUCAGAUUCACCCGAAAUUAUUGAAAACUCACAAAAAAAAACAGUUGAUGCCAGACAAGUCUCUAUUCAUACAGCAAAAGUUGAAAUGUUAUAGGCCUAAAGAUACAAAAUUAGACAAAUUUUAAAAAACUUGCAGCGGAAUUUACAUGUUCAGGGCUGAAAAUAAAGAUAUUCAUAGUACUUCCGCAAGUAAUGUGCCAACAGGGCGUGUAAGAGCGAUGAGAAAAUAUUUAUGACUGUGAUUUUUGGUAUCAAUGUAAAGGUGAACCUUAAAUUUUUGGAACACAAAAAAGGGAAAAAAUGGAUAAAAAAUAGCUUUGUUAGAAAUUAGCUUCAUUUAAAGGCCACAAACACGAGUCGAACUGAGGUUGAUGAAGUUCAACAAAAGGGAAAAAAGAAAAAUGAAAAAGAUUUGAAGACUUUUUUGAUUGAUGCACGGCAGAAGAUGCCUUUUAUAACGAAGAAAAUAAGGAAAAUCUUGUUCGUAAAAAAUAUUAGAAUUUUUUUAAAGAAUCAAUAAAAAAAGAUAUAUUACUUUGUUUCCCAAGAAAACUCGAUUUUAGAAACUUGGUUACAUAUAUAAUUUGUUUCAGGCCGUCGUCUGUAUGCUGAACAGUACGGCUUUAACAGAUGGACGGUCCAACUUCAACCAGACGCACGAAGAUUCUUCGUGUCCCAUGCUCGUCAUCGGAAAUCAACGAAAAGUUGACCAUGUCGGUGCUUUUCAGGAGUUCCAAACCAGAACUGGCCUGUUUCAGCACGGCGACUUGUACUGGACGGCGCAUCAGAGGGCCGUCAUCUUCGCUUCGUUCUACGCAGGCGGACUGUUUGCAACUCUGGCCACUGAGGUUCAUUUUUUGUGAGAAGCACUUAUUGGCUUUCGAAGUUCAUGAAAAUCUUCUGAAAGUCGUUGAGAAUUCCGGCAGACUUUGGUUGUUUCGUUGUGCUUUCGAGUGAGUCGCCAGACCAAAACAAAUACGGCCUUUCUAUGAAUCUCUGCACAUGUUAGGCACAGCGAAGGAAUUUGUUCGGUAAACGGAAAAUUAUGCCUUUGAAGCCGAUAAUUCAGGUGAAUAGUCGGUAGAAAGAACCCUUUUUGCAGAAGCUGAACAGAGCCGUUGGAGCGACCAAAUUGGUCUUCUACGGCGCCAUUUCCAACGUCAUCGGCACUUUUUUGACGCCUUUCGUCGCUCAGAGCUUCGGUCCCUUUGCACUGAUCGGUGUCCGAUUAAUCAUGGGAUUUGGCCAGGUUAAUAGAAGAUCUGAUUGAUAAAAAAUACACGUAGUUUGUAACUUUUAUUUAUUAUUUAACUUUGGAGGUAUGAUAUCACUUAAGUAUAUGGUCCGAAGGAAAAAUGUUCUUCCCAAAACUUAGAUUUCGCCCAAAAUCCACUGCUUCGAUGUCCAGUAGAUAAAAGAGGUCUGAGCGAAAGUUCAAAAUUUUUCAAAAAUAUAACUGAAGGCAAAUCAUCUGAAUAGCGAAACGGCUUGUUCGAGUCAUCAAAAAAAAAGUCCUUACACGAAAAAAGAAAAGUUGAUGUCUGGCUGGUGGAGAGCGCACUUAGGCCACGCCCUCUUUGCGUCCGAAACUAGCCGUGAAAUCGAAAAAAAAAACAUAAUUUUUUUUUCUCAACAGCCUGGUUAAAGGAUCAAGCAUAACUGAAAGUUUCUCCUUCUUGCAGGGACUACUCUUUCCUUGUAUGUCAGUCCUGGUCUCGGCAUGGUUCCCUCCGACGGAAAAAUCGACGGCUUUGGCCAUCGCCACUACCGGAAACCAAGUCUCCGUAGUGAUUGCCAUGUUCGCCACGGCUGAACUUUGCCAACUUCCCUGGGGCUGGCCGAUGGCCUUCCACACUUAUGGUUCUUUCCCUCCUCCGAAAAAUGGACUUAUUUGUUUUUUUAUUUCAAGGCGUUUUCGGCAUUCUGCUCUGUAUCAUUUGGUACGUGUUCGUGUCGGAUUCGCCGGCGGAGGCGCGAGAAAUCUCCAGCGAGGAGUUGCAGUACAUCACCAACAGCCGACGGCCUAAAGUUCAGGUGAGAAAGCUCAUAAGUUGAUCGUUUUGGUUCAAUCUGUGCUUUAUGUUUAAAAAACCAUGAAGCAUCUUUCAAGGAUAAAGGUAUGAGUUUCGUAGAGAUUCUGAAUCGAAUUUUCUCUUCAGAAAGCCAACUGGCCGGCUCUUCUGUCUUCGCCCGUCGUGUGGUCCAUCGCGGCCUCUUCCUUCGCCCACAACUACAUCACCGUCGGAACGGUCACCUACCUCCCCCUCUACUACAAAACUGUCCUCAACAUGAGUCUCACCUCGGUAUUCAUCCCUUCAGUGGCUUCUUAGUUAACUUCCGACUUUUUCAGAACGGAAUCCUUUCCGCGCUGCCCUUCAUCGGUCAACUCCUCUCGAAGGUCGUCUACGCCGGAUUCGCUGACGAGGCGAAGCGUCGCAAAUGGUUCAGCUACUCCACCGUCACCAAGUUGUCCAACUCGAGCGGUAAUCAGGACACCGCGACGAUCAGAAUGAGAGAAGAGUUUGCAGCUUCUUUCGGAAUGGCCAUCUGCUUCGUCCUUCUCUGUUUCUGCGACUGCUCCCAACGGUUCACCGCCAUUUUCCUCGUCUGUCUGGCCAUGGCUUUUGUUUCUGGUUACAUCCCUGGCUACAACACGAGGUAAUAUUUGAUCUAGGAGUAUUCAAAUCAGAAAAAAGAGAAGAACUUAGAAAAAACUUUAGCCCAAAGUAGCCGCGUGUUCUAAUUUAAUGAAAAGGCUUAUAGUGAUCAAAUUCUGGACCUCUUUAUGAUAUUCUCUGUAAAUUUGGGCUUCUAGAUUUGUUCUUUUUUCCUUGGAGCAAGUUUUUCACGCAGUAGUCUUACCUACCGAAUAUGAAUUUUCGAGAAUUAUCUUCUCGGACCUUUGAAAGGCGAACCGGACGCUUCCCGGACGUUUUUAAGCAUUUCUCUAGGAAAAACUUUAGCAGAACUCGUAAGUGACCCCUAAAAUUUCUCAGAAAGGUUUUUUUCCGGGUCAUUCAUGACAGUCUUCUCAGGCCGUUCUUUCUAGGAUCAAUUUCAUCAGUUCUACAUAAUAUUUCUUUUUUUUAAUUAAAUCGGUUCCUAAUGAUCUCUCUUCUCAGCGUGGUGACGAUUGCUCCAUCGCAAACGGCAGCGAUCGCCGCCUUCUCACGAAUUUGGGCUCAAAUCGCGGCUUCAGUUGCGCCUUAUCAUAUCGGGGCCACCACUAGACAAGUGAGGGUUUUUCUAAUUUUUAUCUGCAAAAGUUGUAUUUUCCAGGGUUUGCUGGAAGAAUGGCGCGUCGUUUUCAUCAUCAUCGCCGUGAUGUGCGUGAUAACCGGCAUUUUCUUCCAGUGCUAUGGAACUUGUUAGUUUUUUUUUUAAUUUUUUAACUCAAGUUUAGUGACUAUUCAUGAAGUUUCGUAGUCAUAUUGAGUUCUCACAAAGCUCUACCUCAAAAUAGCUCAAAAAAUCAUUAUUUUCACUUUUUCUUUUUGAACGAGAAAGUUUUUGAGUUCCGGUUGAACUAUUGAUGAAACUCGGCGGAAAUGAACUUCAAAGCCUCUAGAUUCUAGAAAAAGAAAAAGAUUUCUUGCAAUAUAUCUUUUUUCCGUGUUAUGAAGCUUCAAACCUCGCAAAUACUUUUUUUUCCCAUUACUCGAAAACAAAAUAUAUUGCGAGAAACCAAAAAGCGUUCUAUUGUUAGUUUUGCAGCGCAAGUCUAGACUGCGUUUUCCAGCCUUUCAUUGAAUAUUUGAAUCUAUGAAACUUUUUGGAAGGAAAAUGUCGUGAUUUGCAGCGGACGUGCAAGAUUGGGACACUGUGAGCGUGAAGGGCGUCGAAACGACGCAGCAAGAACUCAUCGACAAGUCUUUGCUCGAUUCGAAGGAAAUCGAGGCCAACGGCACGAUCGCAUAA